AUGGCCUGUCUGAUGGCCGCCUGGUCCGUCCACAACCCCACCGUCACCAACUCCAUCAUCAUGAACACCAACGGGCCCCCGGACCUGAUGUUGGACCCCCGGACGGUGUGCGUUUGUAUGGACGAGGUGGUCAACAAGUGGCCGGUGGGCAGCCAGCAGACGCCGCUGCUGCAGGUGCACCUGAAGAAGGUGGACAACAACCUGACGGAGGCCCAGAGGUUCUCCUCGUUACCACGGAGACCGGCGGUCAACAUCGAGUUCAAGGACGUGUCGUACUCGGUCAGAGAGGGACCCUGGUGGAGGAAGAAAGGUUACAAGACGCUGCUCAAAGGGAUCUCUGGGAAAUUCACCAGCGGGGACUUGGUGGCCAUCAUGGGACCGUCCGGAGCCGGCAAGUCCACCCUCAUGAACAUCCUGGCCGGGUACAGGCAGACCGGGAUGAAGGGGGAGAUCCUGAUCAACAGUCAGCCCAGAGACCUGCGAUCCUUCAGGAAGGUUUCCUGUUACAUCAUGCAGGACGACAUGCUGCUGCCCCACCUGACCGUCCAGGAGGCCAUGAUGGUUUCAGCGAACCUGAAGCUGCAGGAGAAGGUGGAGGCUCGGAGGGAGAUGGUCCGGGAGAUCCUGAUGGCGCUGGGGUUACUGGAAUGUGCAAAAACCAGGACGUCUCACCUGUCGGGGGGUCAGAGGAAGAGACUGGCCAUCGCUCUGGAGCUCGUCAAUAAUCCACCGGUCAUGUUCUUCGACGAACCCACCAGCGGUCUGGACAGCUCGUCUUGUUUCCAGGUGGUCUCUCUGUUGAAAGCUCUGGCUCGGGGGGGACGGACCGUCAUCUGUACGAUCCACCAGCCGAGCGCCAAACUGUUUGAACUCUUCGACAAGCUCUACGUUCUCAGUCAGGGUCAGUGUAUCUACAGAGGAAAAGUCUCCAGUCUGGUCCCCUACCUGAGAGACCUCGGACUCAACUGCCCCACAUACCACAACCCGGCUGACUUUGUGAUGGAGGUGGCGUCCGGAGAGUACGGAGAUCAGAUGAUCCGAUUGGUCAAAGCCGUCCAGGACCGGAAGUGUGAGAUGGACUGUCAGACUGAACUGAACGGAGACGCUAACCUCCACCCACUCCUGUGGCAGCGCACAGAGGAGGAGAGCUCGUCGUCUGAAGGCUGUCACAGUUUCUCGGCCAGCUGCAUGACUCAGUUCUCCAUCCUGUUCAGAAGAACGUUCCUCAGCAUCCUCAGAGACUCGGUGCUGACUCACCUGAGGAUCUCCUCUCACAUCGGGAUUGGUGUUCUGAUUGGUCUGCUGUACCUGGGCAUCGGGAACGAGGCCAAGAAGGUUCUCAGUAACUCGGGGUUCCUCUUCUUCUCCAUGUUGUUCCUCAUGUUUGCUGCUCUGAUGCCCACAGUGCUCACAUUUCCCCUGGAGAUGGGAGUUUUCCUGAGGGAACACCUGAACUACUGGUACAGUCUGAAGGCGUAUUACCUCGCCAAGACGAUGGCUGACGUCCCCUUUCAGGUAGUAUUCCCGGUGGUGUACUGCAGUAUCGUGUACUGGAUGACGGCUCAGCCUCCAGACGCCGGGCGGUUCUUCCUCUUCCUGUCUCUGGGAGUUCUGACCUCUCUGGUGGCUCAGAGUCUGGGUCUGCUGAUCGGAGCCGCCUCCACCUCGCUGCAGGUGGCAACGUUUGUCGGCCCGGUCACGGCGAUUCCUGUUCUGUUGUUCUCGGGGUUCUUUGUCAGUUUCGACACCAUUCCCUGGUACCUGCAGUGGAUGUCCUACAUCUCCUACGUCAGAUACGGGUUCGAGGGCGUCAUCCUGUCCAUCUACAGUCUGGACCGCGAGGAUCUUCACUGUGAUGAAGACGACACGUGUCACUUCCAGAAGUCUGAGGCCAUCCUGAAGGAGCUGGACAUGCUGGACGCCAAACUCUACCUGGACUUCAUCGUCCUCGCCAUCUUCUUCUUCUCUCUGAGGCUCAUUGCGUACUUUGUCCUCCGCUACAAGAUCAGUGCUGAGAGGUAGACCAGGACCAGGACCAGGACGAGGAGAAGAUCUCAGUGUCGUCAGAUGGGCUUUAGGACAAAAACCUUUAGGCCAAAGUUAGCGUGUAGCUGUGGAGUGUCUACAUGUGAACACUGAAUCUACUUUGGGACGAGGUGAGGACAUGUCAGGUCCUGCAGGACUCAGGAGCUGGUCUCCUGAGUUUUAACUGUGCCACAGAACUGGAGAACACCUGUUUUCAUGUACGCUUUUCAGAAUAAAAGCCUGUGCAGACUCUGGACUCACGAUUCGGUCCGUCUCAGGACGGAGAUGACAUUUAUAUUCAUUUAGUUUUUAUCUGAGGUGAAGACACUUUGUCCACCCAAACUCUGUAUCCAAACUGUUCAUGACUAAACGAAUAAACAAUUUAAUUACUCCCACAAGACUGACACAUUUAUUGAUCAACAGCUCCCAGUACUGGGUCAUGUUGAAACUUUUUGGACCCACAACGUCUAACAGAAACACACAAAUGACACAAACUGCCACUUUCAUUAAAUACAAAUGUCAAACUAUUUUCACUUUGUCAUUAUGAGGGUAUUGUGUGUAGAAUUUAAUCCAUUUUGGAAUAAAACUGUAACAUAACGUGGAAAACGUGAAGCGCUGUGAAUACUUUUCAGAUGCAGUGUAACCAAAGACACAGUCAAAUAUAA
Molecule: messenger RNA, 2690 nt
Organism: Larimichthys crocea (large yellow croaker)
Lineage: Eukaryota; Metazoa; Chordata; Actinopteri; Sciaenidae
Gene: abcg1
Product: ATP-binding cassette, sub-family G (WHITE), member 1
Exons: 15
Coding region: 1-2022 (673 amino acids)
Biological process (GO): cholesterol efflux; transmembrane transport; cholesterol homeostasis
Cellular component (GO): plasma membrane
Molecular function (GO): ATP binding; ABC-type sterol transporter activity; ATP hydrolysis activity
Source: RefSeq, a predicted model, not a curated record